Molecule: messenger RNA, 1356 nt
Organism: Mollisia scopiformis
Lineage: Eukaryota; Fungi; Ascomycota; Leotiomycetes; Helotiales; Mollisiaceae
Product: beta-lactamase/transpeptidase-like protein
Exons: 2
Coding region: 1-1356 (451 amino acids)
Source: RefSeq, a predicted model, not a curated record
AUGGCAACUCUAAUCGAACGUUUCCAAGCUUUGGGCCCUUCCAUCUCACGCGUCCUUUCGGCGAGCGGGUCUGCUGGGGCUGCUAUCGGUGUGCUGCACCAUGGCAAAGUCAUUCACACUGCUGGCUAUGGCUUCAGGGAUGUCGACCCCGAACUCAAGAUGGAUGAGGAAACGGUGGUCUCUUUUUUUUUGCUCACAAACGCCAUGACCGCGUCCACAGUUGGAGUUCUGGUUAAGGAAAACAGUGUGAGCGGUUUGGCCCUCGGGCGCUUCCUGGAUCAAAGGUCCUUGAAACCCCUGGGCAUGACAAGGAUGAGUGUCGUCCAUCCAGAAGGCGAAGGCGGCGAAGAGAACAUAUCAGAAGGUUACGUGGCUCUCUCUGAUGGAUCAACAACCCGCAUCGAAAGGCCAUUUGCGGGGGAUGACAAGAUCAUGUUUGGUGCCAUGGGUGUGAAUAGUUGUGUCAAAGACCUUCUAACUAUCUAUGGCGUUUUGUUGCAUGCAGCAGCAGAUCAGUUCAGCGGCGGAACUACCGUGAUGAAGGACUCCUUGUUUAAGCAGAUACAAACUGUCUUCAGUGCACACACUCCCACUGGCAAUCCAACCCUUCUCAAUCGAUCUUAUGGCUUUGGGUGGCAUCGAUCGCAGCUGCCGAACCAAGUCGGUGCUUCGGGAGAGAACAAAAGGCUCAUUUUGUCAAUGCCCAUCAUAGCAAGAGGGACAAAUUCCACCACUGUGCUCUAUCAUGAUGGCAAUUCCACGGCAUCGCAGAACUGGAUAAUUCUGGUGCCAGAAGCGCACUCUGCCAUCAUAGUCCUCACGAAUACGAUGGCCAAUUGCGACGCUUCCAACUGGAUAGCCUGUAUGCUUCUCGAUACUCUCCUCGAUAGCCCAGACAAGAACGACUUUGAGGAUUUGUCUAUAAUUGCAGCUAAAAAAAACGUGGAUAUGUGGAAAGAAUUGCAUUCAUCCCUUGAAAAGGGUCAAAAGCCGGGGACAACACCGAAACCGUUGGGGAGAUAUGUCGGAAAGUAUUGGAACAAUUUUGGAAACUGGUAUCUGGAAGUUUACCUCGAGGCUGAUGAGCUAAGGAUGGCAUUUCAGAGCGAUCGAGAAUAUGUUCACGCUUUGAGACACUACCAUAAUGAUAUCUUUACGUUGCUGCUCAUGCAGGACGAGAACGCCGAAAUCGGGCGAUAUCCGUCAACAGGUCCCGGUCCGUGGUUGCUGAAAUUUGUGGUCGAGGAAGAUACUAUCAAGGGCAUGAAUUGGAACUCGAAUGGAGUGGAGAUGAAUAUUUUCAGAAAGGUCGUACUCCUCUUUUCCUCGCUCUAUUUCCAGAGGAAUCUACAAUAA